AUGAACUCCAUCGACCCUCAGCACCAGAACCACCAGCUCCACAGCCAGCACCAGCUCCACGGCUCCCCGGCCAAAGGCGCCCCGGAGGCCCCGGACAUGGCCGCGGUCUACUGCGACAACCUGAGCAGCAUGUACCACCAGCAGAGCCUGCCGGGCCCGCAGAGACCCUCCGGGUACGGCCUCGGGGACUACGCGUCGUCCCCGAACCCGUACCUGUGGCUCAACGGGCCGGCCGUCAACUCCUCCGCGUCCUACCUGCACGGGAACGGCCCCGCGUCCUUCAUCCCGCCGUCCUACGGCUCCCAGCGGCAGUUCCUGUCCGGCUCGCCCGGGUUCGGCGGCCCGGACCUGGGCUGGCUCUCCAUCGCGAGCCAGGAGGACCUGCUGAAGCUCGUGCGCCCGCCGUACUCCUACUCCGCGCUCAUCGCCAUGGCCAUCCAGAACGCGCACGAGAAGAAGCUGACGCUGAGCCAGAUCUACCAGUACGUGGCCGACAACUUCCCCUUCUACAAGAAGAGCAAGGCGGGCUGGCAGAACUCCAUCCGCCACAACCUGUCGCUCAACGACUGCUUCAAGAAGGUGCCGCGCGACGAGGACGACCCAGGAAAAGGAAAUUACUGGACGUUGGACCCAAACUGUGAGAAGAUGUUCGAUAACGGUAAUUUCCGGAGGAAAAGGAAACGGCGCUCGGACCCCAGCAGUGCCGGAGGCGCGGCGGCGGGGGCCACGAAGGCGGAGGACGGCCGGCCGGCGGCGGGCGCCCCGCUGAAGCCCUCGGACAGCCCCCACCUGCUGGGGCCGGCCUCCCCGGACAUGGACGCCAUGGCGGAGAGCCACAAGAGCCCGUCGUCCUCGUCGCCGCCCGGCCUGGCCCCGACCGCCGCCUGUUUCAACAACUUCUACGGCAACAUGUCGGCGCUGGGCGCCGGGGGCCCCGGCCGCCAGGGCUCCCUGGGACUGGUCAACGAGCUGGCCAACAGGAACAUAACGGCCCUCGGGCCCUACCACGGCGGCCAGGACUCGGCGGCGCCGGAGCACGGCGACGGGCUGCACUUCAACCGGGGAGUGUACUACAACGCGUUCGGCGGCGGCGGGCAGGGCGGACAGUUCAACGGCCACUUCUACAACAGCUUCAGCGUCAACAGCCUGAUCUACCCCCGGGAGGGGGCCGAGCUAUAG
Salarias fasciatus (jewelled blenny) is the source of this 1179-nucleotide messenger RNA. It is a transcript of the gene foxi2, whose product is annotated as forkhead box I2. Gene Ontology annotation, molecular function: DNA-binding transcription factor activity, RNA polymerase II-specific; RNA polymerase II cis-regulatory region sequence-specific DNA binding. Gene Ontology annotation, biological process: cell differentiation; regulation of transcription by RNA polymerase II; anatomical structure morphogenesis. Bases 1 to 1179 code for a protein of 392 amino acids. The transcript has 3 exons. Lineage: Eukaryota; Metazoa; Chordata; Actinopteri; Blenniiformes; Blenniidae. The record is from RefSeq and is a predicted model, not a curated record.